This is a messenger RNA of Lytechinus pictus (painted urchin), 7723 nucleotides long. Its product is annotated as E3 ubiquitin-protein ligase SIAH1. The coding region runs from base 139 to 945 and encodes 268 amino acids. Gene Ontology annotation, biological process: proteasome-mediated ubiquitin-dependent protein catabolic process; multicellular organism development. The record is from RefSeq and is a predicted model, not a curated record. Gene Ontology annotation, cellular component: cytoplasm. Lineage: Eukaryota; Metazoa; Echinodermata; Echinoidea; Temnopleuroida; Toxopneustidae. The transcript has 5 exons. Gene Ontology annotation, molecular function: zinc ion binding; ubiquitin protein ligase activity; ubiquitin conjugating enzyme binding.
AGACAACAACACUGCAAAUUUUACCCAUUCAUUUUGUACAUGGCUUCUUCCUGUGCUCGGGCCAUAUAUUUCUUACAUUUCUCGUGAUGAAAGAACGAGUUCUAACUGACCCUGCGCAAGCUGCAUAGCGUGGCCAGCAUGAGCCGACCUGCGGCCAAUGGAAAGGCUCGAAGCCACACCCCUACGACCAAUCAGGACCUUGCAAGCCUGUUUGAAUGUCCGGUGUGCUUCGACUAUGUUCUACCACCGAUCCUUCAGUGUCAGAGCGGUCAUCUAGUCUGCUCUAAUUGCCGACCCAAACUCAACUGCUGCCCCACGUGUAGGGGUCCAUUAGGGAGCAUCAGGAAUUUAGCUAUGGAGAAGGUAGCCCAGACCGUCAUGUUCCCGUGCCGCUACGCAUCGUCCGGCUGCGUGGCCACCAUGUCCUACAACGAGAAGCAGGACCACGAAGAAACGUGCGAGUAUCGUCCCUACUCCUGUCCUUGCCCGGGGGCCUCCUGCAAGUGGCAAGGAUCGCUGGACCAAGUCAUGCCCCACCUGACGCACGCCCACAAGAGUAUCACCACGUUGCAAGGUGAAGAUAUUGUAUUCCUAGCUACAGACAUCAAUCUUCCUGGUGCUGUGGACUGGGUCAUGAUGCAAAGCUGCUUCGGCCAUCACUUUAUGCUCGUCCUGGAGAAGCAAGAGAAGUACGAUGGACUUCAACAAUUCUUCGCUAUCGUCCAACUGAUUGGAUCAAGAAAACAAGCCGAAAAUUUUGCUUAUAGAUUAGAACUGAAUGGCCAUAGGAGACGGCUAUCAUGGGAAGCCACACCCCGGUCCAUCCAUGAAGGGGUCCAAGCCGCCAUCAUGAACAGCGAUUGUCUAGUCUUUGAUUCUAGUAUCGCGCAACUCUUCGCAGAAAACGGUAACCUCGGUAUCAACGUCACGAUAUCGAUGUGCUGAGGGCGCCUGUUAUAAUUUAAGUGCAAUCUUGUGUCAUUUUUUUGUGUAUUUUUUUCGGGGGUAGGUUUGAUAAAGGGUGAUUUCAACAUCACUUUUGGUGUUGGUGUUUAGAAUGUGAACAAGGCUUCCUGUUUGACUACCAGCUAUAAUGCCGAAAAUCGGUUUACAAGUAUUAUGUCAGUUAAUUCAUGUUUCAUCCAGUAAUCUUGAAAUAUUAGUUAGUGAUGAAUCUUUUAUGGGAAGUAGUUAAGAUUGCAAAGCGACCACAUAGGAUUGUGAGUUUUGCAAUUGUCACUUUUUCCCCUAAAAGAUUCUUAACUGACUAAUACCAAUCACAUUUUGAUAAUAUUUCACUUUUGUAGUUUUUACUACCAUGGAACAUAUGCUCUUGGUCCUUAACAGACUGCAGUCAGUGGAUUCCUUCUUUCCCAUACACAAUGUGUGCACUGCUCCACUCCCUGGGGAGGAUUCCAAAAAGAGCUUCCGAGCUCCAAUUCUAGGCAAAUUACAUUGUCUUUUGCAUCCUACCGGGUACCCAUUUAACACCUGGGUGGAGAGUGGUAAAGUGAGUGUUAACACAUUAUUUAAAAGCAAGAGUCAGAACCACUACACCAUGAGGAUUCCCCAUAGAGUGCUCAACAAUAUUCUAAACACCAGCUUUUAUUUCAAGUUCAGUGUUAUGGCCUGUGAAAACACCUUCUUAACACCAAUACCAACUGUUGACACUAAACUAUAACCACCCUCUGAUUUCUUGGACUUAGGGUGCUACAUACGAUAAUUCAGGAGAGCGUUCCAUCAUUAUGUGUCAUCCAACAAGCUGCCAUAUCUGAUAACUUUCCUUGAUCGUGAUUGGCUGAGGUCUGACUGUUACUAUGGUAACUGUCUGACGAUGGAGGGCUUGUCAUAAAACAUCCGACAAGUUUUUCAUGAAAUGCGCCCCAGGUUGAACGCAAACGACUCUAGCUAAGUAGUACCCAUUAUGUGUAUGCUUUGGUUGUAAUAAGUAAUUGAAGAAUAUAUUCUGUAUUGUUAUUACUCUUUCUCUCUUGCUAUCAGCUCUGAUGUAUCUUUUUCUUAGGUAUUUCAAUAUUUCUAUUUCCCACUAAGACCUAAUUUAGAAUUUACACUCUCAUUUAUUAGAUGUUAAUACAAUAUUAUAAAUAAUAGUACAAUUUCCAUCAUAUUUGAAAUUUACCAACUUUGUUAUAAUUAUGAUAAUGAUAGUAAAAUUUAUAAUACAUAUUUAAAUUGUACUUUAAACAAAAAUUUGAGAGUGCAAAAAAAAAGAGAGAGAGAGAGAAAGAAUGAUGAGAGCCACCAAGAUAUCUCAAUGUUCUACUUUUUGGAUGGUACACAUCUUUGCAACACAAUUCUUUAAGCAUUUCACAAAACUUGAAAUCAAUUUAAAAAUCACUUAUAGAUUUAAAAAUCAUUCAAAUAUUUUGCAGUGAACUUUAUAUAGCAACAAAAAGGACUUAUGUUGCCAUUUCAUAUAAAUGCUGAUCAAAGGAGUUGUCAAAUUUGUCACUAAACUGGCUUUGAAAUGGUUGUAUGUAGCACCCUAGGUUUCUAAGUUUAUUAAAGCAUUGGUAGAAGGCUAAUUUAAACAAUUAUAGGUAUUGGUUUCACAGGGGCAUUUCAUACUGUGGUGCAUUCGAAUGAAGUGCUGGCGGAUAUUAUGGAAUAUUCCAUGAAUCAAUUUCUAAUCGUUUCAAAUCACUGUAAAUUUUGUUUUGCAACAUAUUCUGUGAUUGUUCAUCUGCAUUCAAUUAUUGUUUUGGACAGAGUAGGACAGAAAUGAAGAAACAAAAUAGUUGUUCUGAAGAAGAAAUAGAUGUCUAAUAAUUGGUAGAAAAAUACUGUUUUCGGUCAUUUCCUAUAAGGUACUGUUUAUGUUUACUUCUGGACACAUAAUUGGCUUUUCAUCUGAUCUUUAAUGCAAGAUAGUCAAAAGUUUUUGAUUCUGGGGGCUGUUUCAUAAAGAUGUUCGUAAGUUAAGAGCGAAUUUAGAAACGACUGGUGAUCCUUUCUUGUGGUAAAAGAUAUUCACCAUUGUUCAUUGGUGAUUACUUAGCGUGUAAGAAAGGAUCACUGGUCGCUCUCAACUUGGGAAUAGCUUUAUAAAACACCCACCUGGUUUUCUCUCUGUUGAAUGGGGAUGACCAUAUUCAUCUCAUAACCAGGCAAUCACCCCCACCCCUCCCUCAACCCUGCAUGAACCAACCCAACCCAUCCCCCUUCCUUCACAUUCCUCUCCCCCACCACCCACAUCAAACCAAAAAGCCCUUGAUAAAGCACAUGCCUACUUCAGUUCUCAUCAACCACCUCCCCCAAAUCCAACAUCCUUACCAUUCCUUCAGCCCCACCCCUGACCAAGCUCCCCCAAAUCCCCACCCUACAUCGCUCCCACAAUCGCCUCCUCCGCCCUACACAGUCCCCAUCCCGCUUACAAGUAAACACCACAUCCUACUCCCAAACAUCCAAUCUAAUUUUACAGAGCUCCCCCAUACAUUAUUCUGCUUAGCCCCAAGGAAACUUCCUCCCAUCGAACAGCUCUCCAGACUCUAAGACCCCACCCACCCAACUUCGUUUUAUGAAGCCUCAUGUACACCAAGCUGAGUAGUUGCUGUACAGUCUCAUAUACGUUAGACUGUCGGUUCACUUCAUGAUCAUUGUGUUCAACUCAAGAGUCAAGACCAAAAAUAGUAUCUUUUCUACCAGGGUAGUGUUUGAUACAGCUGUUUGGAAGUUACAAAUGACUUUAAUCUCACAACACGUCUAACAACUUCUUCUUGGAAGCUAAAUCGACUCUAACAACAAUUUUUGGUAUAUAACUUAGCACAAUAUAGGGUCACCAGCUGUUCUUAAAGUCGUUCCUAACUUACAAACAGCUUUUAUGAACCAGCUCCCCCUUUGCCCCGUAACAUAAAGGGUAGCGAUUAAUCACUAUGAAAUGGCAUAUCAUGAUCAACGUUGCAUGCACAUUUUGCUCAGUAGACUGACUAGGAACCAAUCGGAAUUGUUCUUUCAAAUGAGCGAUCAAUCGCAAAAUGUUGUGAUACGGGGCCCUGCUCGAACCAGACUCUACGUAUUGCCUGCACAACAGUUUGCUCGGCAAACACUCUCUGAAAUUAUAUUGUUUAUUCACCCUUAUCUGAACGUCUUUGAAAACACUUUUUUUUUUACUAGGAACAUUGCCCCUAGUUGUAGUAUUCACGUAGGUAAAUUAAAUAUUAGCAUUCUCGACUUUGAUAUUUACAUUAUUGAAAUGUAUUGAUGAAUAUGCAUUGCCUAUUUUUUUCAUAGGCAAGUAUAUAUGUACAUGUAGGUUAUCUAUGUUUUAUAUAUGAUUGUAUACACGUCCCGCGAAGCACGGCAUGCAAUGGUGAACAUUUAGUGAGUUUCUGUAUAUCAGCCGAUUAGGUAUUUCAUAUGGCAUUAUUAAAACACGCAUAGAGGACUCUUCACAGCCUUCAUAAGGUCAAUGUUAAUCUGUUAUGGCUUCUCAAAUUGGCAACCAUCUUAAAUUUUCUAUUCAUUUCCAUACUUUGCUAAAGAAAAUGUAAGAGGAUAUUGACUAUUUCUUUCAUGAAAUAAUAUUCCCCAGGUGUUCACAAAUUAUUUGUUUUAAACAACUGAAAUCCUGGCCUGUCAUUGGCUUAUAUUUAAAAAAACUUUGUGAAAAUCGCAAUUUCUUUUAUGAGAUACUGUACUGUCCUGCGCAAAUUGACAACCAUUUUAAAUUCUCUAAUCAUUUUUAUAAUUGGGUAAGAGAAUGAAAUAAAGGGGGUAUUGACUGUUUCUUUCAUGAAAAUUCCCCACUUUUCACAAACUAGCUUUUUGUGAAAUACUACUGAAAUCCUUGCAUCUAACUGGCUCAGAUUAAAAUACCUGGUGAAAAUCUCCAACUAUUUCUUUCAUGAAAAACUUCCCUGGUUUUCACAUACUGGCUUUUGGUUAAAAACUACUGAAAUCCUAGCAUCUGAUUGGCUAAGAGCAAGCUAGUCAGUUGAAACCAAUGACUAUUUCUUUCAUGAAAUACUCCCCAUCUGUUAGCAAGCUGUUAUCACUGUCACAACCCACUGGAUCUGUGUAUCGAUGUACAGUAUCGUUGAUAAUUUGCUGUUUCGUCUUUGAGUGACUGCUUCAGUGUUUAAAAGUGGGGGUCCUUACCCCAGCAACUCAGGAUUAGUGUUUGAUUUAUUUUGGCAUAAUCGUUAUUUCUAUUCUUCAUUUAGAUUUCUCCUGCUUACCUGUAAUGAUGUAUUGUCUAAAGCCCUAUGUGCACUUCACGAUCCAUUGCAAAACUAUUGUUUAAAAAAGUGUUUGAUAUCAGCUUGAUAUUAGGCAUUCCAACCUAUAUAAUCUAGGCAGUCGAAGUUUGUAAUAGUGGUCAUACUAAAACAAAAAUUCCAGUCUAUUUCGAGGCUCCCUAAAGGAAUAAAAGCAUAUAUUAAAUUAAAGAAUGUAAUGACGCCAUCAUUGGCUUCGACUUAAAAAGUCAAUUCAGACUUACAUGUAACUCUGAAUACAAGGCUUGCAGGAAAUCAUUAUUCUCAUUUCACUAUUCCUAGCACUAAAAUGAAGUAGAAUAACUGUUUCUUGGAACUUUCAUAUGUAAGUGCAAAAUUUGAUUUAUUAAAAGAUGGUGUUGUAGUGGAUCAUGUAGUGUGCGGUGGUCUUGAUGGAAAUGUUCAGUUUACUUUAAUUCACAUCAAAAUACCUGUAUAUGGUGACCUACCUGUUAAAAAAAGGCCUGUAUGCAUUCAUUCAAUAUGGGUAAACGUUUUUUGUUUUCAAAGUCACCCCCCCCCCCCGGAAGGAAUUCAAUAUAAUGUGCUUUGAAAAACAUUGUUUAUGUUUUAUUCUAUAAGGUAAGAUUAGGUAAUUUAUUGAAAUUAUUUAUUAGAACUGAAACUGAUAAGAUGAAAUUAAGGCAUGAUAUCUGCAAUACCAAAUUCUAUUGUCGCAUCACCUGUCACUAAUAGUAAAUGAUAAAUAAUAGGCAUUUAUAUUGCGCCAUCUAUCUAGAAAUAAUCUAUUCCGAGUUGCAUUGUUAUUAUUAUUAUUAUUAUUACCCCAGCUUUAGUUCAAGCAGCCUUCCAGCGCUCAGUGCAUUUCAAGGAAUUAUCUGCCUGGGUACCCAUUUACCUCACCUGGGUUGAGUGCAGCACAAUGUGGGUAAUUUCUAUGUGUGCCUGUAGUAGGGGCUACAUGUGCGUGCAUGAGUAAGAAAUGCAUUGCACCCACAUGUGUAAAUGCAACGGCCUGGUGACCUGACCAUUUUUUGGGAUUUAUCAUCUCAUAUUUCAAGUGUUUUAUUUUUCACCAUUAUGUGAGAUCAACAGGGCUAAUGAUAAUGAUAAUAAUAAUGAACAGUUCUUGUAUAGCGCAUAUCUCGUUAUGAUUAUAACAUCUCUGUGCGCUUCCAAAGAACUUGGAUAUUAUUACCCCGGCUUUAGCUUGGCGGCCGUAAUUAUGAACAACGCACACGCUCUUCGAGGUUGCGCGAAUCGAUCCAUUUCUCUUAUGAGCACAUAAAACGUUUGAAAUAUUAUUGUAUAUGGCCUGUAAAAGACACCCUUUUUGAAAUAUGUUGUAUAUAAGAUUACUUUAAUGUACAUGUUAUCACGUUUUAUACUGUUUGCAGUAUUUUGUUAAUAUAUGGUAUUGUGUUGCCUAACUUUUUUUUAGUAUAUAUGUGAUUGUAGCAAAAUCUAAUCCAUGCUGUAUUGCCAAUCCUGUAUUGAAACAAAAAAAAUCUGAAUAAUUAUGGCAGCUUAACAAUGUAUAUUUAGGAUAAAGGAGAAGAAAGGAAUUUAAAACCAUUCGCCCAUACAUUAUAGAGCCUCUACCAAUAAAUAGUGUUCUAAAUUGUUGUGUCAGUGCAAAGAACGCCCUUAGCAAAACAUUUUUGUGCACCCUAUCGCCGGUGCAGAAAUGUCUUAUGCAAUGCACUUAUGCAUGCUGCUAAGGGCUGUUUUUGCGCUCAUUUAAUGAUUCCCAAAGGGCAUUCUUCCCCCCGACGCAAUGUAGUUUAAUAAGCCUGUGCUGACUGCUGGCUUAAGAGGGCGUGCUUUACCAAACUUCACACCCAGCCAUUCCAUGCAACCAUAGGAUUUUACCAUAACAUAUGAAAUAUGAUACUUGGGAGGCAUUUGGAUUUACUUAGGGAAACACAAUGGUUGUUGUCAAAUGAUAUGCAUGAAUAGAUAAUAUUUUGAUGAGAAAAAAGGGAAAUAUUGAAAAAAAUAUAACAUGGAAAAGGAAAGUUCUAUCCCUGAAAAGCAGAUCAUUAAGAUUAAGAUACUCGAUAUAUAAAUCUCAAAUUGCUCAAUUAGAGAGUGAAACUUCAAACAGUGUCAUAUUUUAGCGUUCUUGUGUGUAGGAACAAUUGAAGGAGUUAAACUGACCCUACGUCACUAUUCGGGUUUCAGCGAAUUUUCUCAUUUCUAAUUUUUGUCAUUUGAUUAGUCCAAGAUAUGAAUAGAAGCUCUUUAUCGCAUGAAGUUACCAAUGCUUUUUUGACAUUACAGAAUACCCUGCAUAUCUGUAUCUUCGAUUUUAUAUGCCCUUUAGUUUGUUGUUCAAGUGACAUUCUUCAUGAAAUGCAAUGUAGUAUAUAUGAUAGUGUUGUACAUAGCACGCCGUUUAUGUAAGUAUUGUAUAAUAUAUUGUAGGAAAAUACAUGUUGAUUUUCCAAAAAAAAUGAUUACAUUGGAAUCGAUUCAAUGUGGUUUGGAAUGACCUUUGGUCACAAAUAAAACACAAUAUUGAA